ACAAGUGGCUUUUGCUUGGUAAUUACAUGCGUACAUGAUCGAUGUUUGCUGUGUGUGUCUCGCGCUCUACAUCUAGUACUUGAUGUAUAUGCAUUAAUUUCUGAGGUGAAGCGCAAUAUUAAUUAAUUGUUUUGGUUAGAAGCAGGAAAAAUGGAAGUAGGUUGGGCUGUGAAGGCAAUCAUCGUCAUCGUAAUAUCGUCCGUGCUGCUUCGUUGCGCCUCUGCGACGACUAACCACUCCGUUGGAGGUCCUACUGGUUGGGACCUUGCUUCCGACCUCCGGGCUUGGGCUGCUGCCACUACAUUUUACGCUGGCGACAAUCUAGUAUUCAGUUACGGACCAACGCACGACGUGCUGGAAGUGAAUGGAGCGGAUUUCGCCAGGUGUCGAACGACUAACCCAAUCAAAGCGUACAACGAUGGAGAGACGGUGGUCCUACUGGAGGAAGGUGGGACCACCAGGUAUUUCUUCUGCGGGCGAAGUCGUCACUGCGAUAUGGGCCUCAAACUUGAGGUGGAAGUCCUCCUUUCUCGGCCCGAUAAUGCUAAUGGUACUACAAGGCCGCAUACUCCUUCGCCUCCUCCAUAUUCAAGCAGCAGCCAAUCUCCUGAAUAUCCCUAUGAUCAUCCUCAUCAUCUUCCACUUUCACCGCCUGCAGUACCAAUCGAUGAUAAUCAUCGUCACCAUGAAUAUUCCAGUACGUCUGGAUCUGAUCAAGGUGGUCGUGUUUCUGAUCCUCCUAUCAAGUUACUCAUUGGGAUUAAUGCCAUCUGGCUCUCAGUUCAUGCUCGAGGCCGCCGCUUCUUCUUUCUCCGCUGCACCUGCUGGUUACAUGUCGUUGCUUCCGUACUAGCUGUCAUCGUAAUUGUCUUUUUCUAGCUAGUCAUGAACUCGCUACUCUCUCUCUCUUUCUCUCCCUGUCGCCAUGGAUCAAAUUCCACUUGUAAUCGUCAUGACUGGGUUUCUUGAAUGAAAGAUAAACGAAAGUGCAGUGUUCUCACUUCUCUAAG
Messenger RNA from Rhododendron vialii, 1010 nucleotides. RefSeq names its product uclacyanin 1-like. The transcript has 2 exons. The record is from RefSeq and is a predicted model, not a curated record. Gene Ontology annotation, molecular function: electron transfer activity. The coding region runs from base 151 to 879 and encodes 242 amino acids. NCBI's taxonomy places the organism in Eukaryota, Viridiplantae, Streptophyta, Magnoliopsida, Ericales, Ericaceae. Gene Ontology annotation, cellular component: plasma membrane.